Musa acuminata AAA Group (dessert banana) is the source of this 1286-nucleotide messenger RNA. RefSeq lists its product as uncharacterized. Lineage: Eukaryota; Viridiplantae; Streptophyta; Magnoliopsida; Zingiberales; Musaceae. The coding region runs from base 303 to 1022 and encodes 239 amino acids. The transcript has 4 exons. The record is from RefSeq and is a predicted model, not a curated record.
UCUUCUCUCCACUUCGUUCUUUGUCUGCAAGUAAAGGGUGAGUGAAACGACGCAGUGCCGACUCCUUGUCACACCUCAAAGGGUCUUCUAAGGUUCCUGUCUCAACUGGUACGCUUCCUUCGCUCCCGCCCAGUUGAUUCCACUCAAGCUCUUCGCUUCGGAUCGUCUUCUUCGAAGGCGAUGUCCCGUGCCUUGUUAUCUUUCAGCAAAACGAGGCAUUUUUCUUAGCAAGUCAACAAGGAAAUCACAAAUCAACGUGAUCUGUGUAUAAACAGUGUUAAGUUGCAACUGAAGUUGACUCAAUGGGUAAUAUUGUUAGUUCAUUAGUAUCAGGCUUUGUUAAAGUUGUUGGCGAUCUAUUUGGAGCCCCAGUAGAUUUUCUUUCUGGCAAAUCAUGCAGUUCAGUAUGUGGGUCAACAUGGGAUCUGAUCUGUUACAUUGAAAACUUCUGCAUUGCUAAUCUCCUGAGGCUGCUUGCUGUGGUGGCUCUCCUUUAUGUAGUGCUGCUAUUCUUGUACCUUCUACACAAGAUUGGUUUCUGCCGGUGCAUCGGCAGGGGCGCAUGCAAGAUGCUGCGGGCAUGUUUCAUGUCAUGCUUCUCGACCUGCGAGUACGCAUGCAUGUUCGUGUGGUUUAAGCUGAAGAAUGUGAAGCAGAUGAAGGAAGAGCGUUUGAAGAGGAUGGAACAAGAUUAUGGCUCGACUUCGAGUGAUGAUGACUUGGAGGAGAGUGUAUUGUAUGCUCGCACACUGAGAUCUCUUUCGCAAAGGUCAAGAGAACGGAGAAGGAUGCACUUGGAAAGGUCCCUAAGGCCGAGGAGUCACCGAGUAAGAGUUGGGAUCAGCAAACACUCCAUAUACAUAAAUGAGAAGGACCCAAGGAAGCGUCAUGGACAUGGGAGCAUACUCCAGAAAAUUAAGGUGACUCACACAUCAAAGUUUGCUCAGAAAGGCAAUGGCAGGCGCAUUCGCAAAGGAGGUUUUCGGAAUGAGAUCUCUCGUUCAAGGUUUGAGUUGCAGUGAUGAGAGAAUGGGAUGCCAUUUUGACCCAUGCAUCUUCGAAGUUGUGAAUUUGCACAUAGAGAUAGAAAACUGUGUAAAGAUUUGUACUCCCAAGUAAUGGUAGAAGUUCAACUUGGAUGUGAUGUUAGUAAUGAUGGAAGUUUUCACCUGAAGGAAGGUUUGAAAUAGUCCUCUCCUAUUUAUUGCUUUAGAGCAUAGUAGAAGCUCAAAGGAUCCUAGUUUUUGUGAUGCAUUUCCCAAAUCAGAGAAGUAUUUCUUGGCCCA